UUAGAUCAUAAACAAAUUGGGUAACAGGUUGUAAAUGACUCAGUCAUAACGGGUUACGGGUUUUAAACGGUUUGGUCAUAACGGGCUACGGGUCGUAAACGGUUCGGUCACAACGGGUUACGGAUUAUAACUGGUUCGGUCACAACGGGUUACGGGUUGGAACGAUUUAGGUUUAUCGGAUUUUUAUCGGGUUUUAACGGUUUUCGGUUUAAAACGGGUCGGGUUACUAUCGGGUUUAAACAUAAUCGGUUUGGAUUGCUUUCAGUUUCGGGUUGUAACGGUUUGGCUUGAUAACGGGUCGGGUUAGUAACGGUUUGCACAAAUUCGGUUUAGUUCAGUUUCGGUUUGGAAAAAAUUGGGUCGGGUCAGUUUUCGGUUUCCAAAAAACAGGUUUUAAACAGUUCAGUUCCUUUUCGGAUCGGUUCGAAACAGUCGGGUUUAACGAUUCGGGUCAGAAACUGACAGCUCUAGGGAUAGAGAAUAUAAUAGAAAUAACUCUAGCACUCCAUAAGUUGGACUAGUUGUCUUGCAAAAACUGGAAAACAUUACAUGGACUCAAUAACUAAGCCCACGUAGCCCAUCCAAAUAAAGAGUAACAAUACUAACAACCAGCUUAGGUACGUCUACACAUUCUCUGCCACACAUUACCCAAUCCCACCAAACUACUUUGGAAAACCAAUCUGAGACAUACACUACACCUCACUUCAUUACAGCAAAUGAAGCAUUCUUCACCAUCCUUCUUCACCUUGACAAACAUCAACUACUAUGCCAUAUAUAUAACUAUAAUGAUACACAUACUCUGCAUAGCAAGCAGCAGCAGCAGCCUUCACCCAAUAGUUCUAGUCCCUGGUAGUGGAGGCAACCAGCUAGAAACUCGGCUGACCGCGAAAUACAAGCCUUCGAGCCUUAUAUGCAGGGCAUAUCCAGGGCCUUUGCACAAAGAUAAAGACGGUUGGUAUCGAAUCUGGUUCGACGCGAGUGUUCUUCUUGCUCCUUAUACAAAGUGUUUUGCUGAGAGGAUGAUGCUGCAUUAUGACCCUGUUUCUGAUGAUUACUUCAAUGCUCCUGGGGUUGAGACUAGAGUUCCACACUUUGGUUCUACUCAGUCCCUUUCUUACCUUGAUCCCAACCUCAAGCUCAUCUCAGGAUACAUGGCACCUCUUGUAGAAUCAUUGGAAGGAAUUGGAUACAUUGAGAGUAAAACCCUCUUUGGAGCUCCAUAUGAUUUUCGCUAUGGCUUAGCCCCAGAAGGCCGUUCAUGCCAUGUCGGUUCCAAAUACCUCCAAGACCUCAAAGAUCUCAUCGAAAAUGCUAGUGCAGUGAAUGGAGGAAAACCAGUGGUAAUUAUAUCCCACAGUUUAGGAGGCCUAUUUGUCCACCAACUUCUUUUACGUAACACCCUAUCAUGGAGACAGAAAUAUAUCAAACACUUCAUUGCACUAUCAACGCCGUGGGGUGGGACUGUCCAAGAAAUGCUCACCUUCGCGUCAGGGUACACCCUAGGAGUCCCCUUAGUCAAGCCAUUGUUAGUAAGGGAAGAACAAAGAAGCUCCGAAAGUAACCUAUGGCUCAUGCCAUGUCCUAGAAUAUUUGGACGUGCCAAAUCCCUAGUGAUCACCACAAAUGCUAAUUACACUGCGAAGGACAUACCAAAAUUUCUUACUGAUAUUGGAUUUUCGCAAGGUGUACAUCCCUAUAAAACUCGAGUUCUACCCAUGGUUGAAAAAUUAAAAGCACCUGAGGUACCAAUCACUUGCAUAAUUGGAAGCGGAGUUGAUACACCGAAGACUUUGUUCUAUGAUGCAAAGGGUUUUGAUAAGCAACCUUCUAUUAUAUGGGGUGAUGGGGAUGGAACGGUGAAUUUGUUGAGCUUGCUAGCAGUUCAAUCUGAAUGGAUGAAUGAGAGAAAUCAACCAUUAAAGAUCAUUAACUUAAAUGGGAUGUCACAUACCUCUGUAUUAAGUGAUCAUAGAUCACUUGAUCAUAUUUUAGAGGUAAUUUUUGAUGUAAAUUCUGAUAUUUUGGAGUCAAAUCGUGUAAUUAGUGGAGGAAAAUUCAAGAAUAUUUAAUACAAAGUACUAUAUAGAGCCAUUAUAGAUAUAUAAUGUUAAAUUGUGA
Chenopodium quinoa (quinoa) is the source of this 2118-nucleotide messenger RNA. RefSeq names its product lecithin-cholesterol acyltransferase-like 1. Lineage: Eukaryota; Viridiplantae; Streptophyta; Magnoliopsida; Caryophyllales; Amaranthaceae. The record is from RefSeq and is a predicted model, not a curated record. Gene Ontology annotation, biological process: lipid metabolic process. The transcript is spliced from 2 exons. Bases 717 to 2069 code for a protein of 450 amino acids.